AUGAGUAAUUUCGAAGGGAAUUCAAAAUAUUUUAGGGUCACAGCAUUGUUCGAAGCGGGCAAUGAAAGUAAUAGUGAAUCCAUUGAUACAGAAUCAGAUAUUGAUCCUGACAAUUAUGAAUAUUAUAAUAACCAUAAUAGAAGACUACAUAGAUUUAAAUAA
Messenger RNA from Entrophospora sp. SA101, 162 nucleotides. The record is from the annotation of a GenBank genome assembly. NCBI's taxonomy places the organism in Eukaryota, Fungi, Glomeromycota, Glomeromycetes, Entrophosporales, Entrophosporaceae.